Messenger RNA from Malassezia restricta, 552 nucleotides. RefSeq names its product DUF2315 domain protein. Gene Ontology annotation, cellular component: mitochondrion. The transcript has a single exon. The coding region runs from base 1 to 552 and encodes 183 amino acids. Gene Ontology annotation, biological process: intrinsic apoptotic signaling pathway. The record is from RefSeq and is a predicted model, not a curated record. Lineage: Eukaryota; Fungi; Basidiomycota; Malasseziomycetes; Malasseziales; Malasseziaceae.
AUGCACUCGUCGUUAGCCAGGCUAGCGAGGGUCGCUUCAUCACAUACGCGUGUAUUUGUGGGACCUCCAGAUGCUGUCUCACGCCUUCGUCCUAUUGUAUAUGAUGGUAUAGCCGGAAGUGUAUCAAGACCUACAAGUGACUCUCACCCAUAUUCCCUCUCAGAGUUUUCUGCGCCAAUCAUCACGAAAAAGCGUGGCGCGAUUUCUUCUUACGCGGAACGAGUCAUGUCCCAACUAGAGACGCUGCAACUGCAUACGCGCUUACAGACCAUAUGGCUGGAUCAAUUUAAUCAUCGAUUCUGGACCGAUAAUAAUGCUCGCUUCGAGCGGGCCGAGUCAGAUUACAAGUCUCGCCUCGCGUUGCCAGGGCCUGUGCCACUCGAGCUCAUGUCUCCAUUCUAUCGCGAAUGGCUCCGCGUAAAUUCUGUUCGUCUACGUAACUACAAUCGUGUAUUAUGGACGACUACGUACAAAGUUAUCUUUGCACAAAUACGCCUGUCACUCUUCUCGUACUACACUCGCGCUAUUUUGUGGCUCGCCGGUGGCUUGUAG